Suillus bovinus is the source of this 2991-nucleotide messenger RNA. RefSeq names its product WD40-repeat-containing domain protein. Bases 1 to 2991 code for a protein of 996 amino acids. Lineage: Eukaryota; Fungi; Basidiomycota; Agaricomycetes; Boletales; Suillaceae. Gene Ontology annotation, cellular component: GID complex. Gene Ontology annotation, biological process: proteasome-mediated ubiquitin-dependent protein catabolic process. Gene Ontology annotation, molecular function: protein binding. The transcript is spliced from 20 exons. The record is from RefSeq and is a predicted model, not a curated record.
AUGAUCAUUUUAACUCAGAUUCAACACAUUGGGGUAGCUCAUGUAGCUCGUUCUUUCCAUGACGCAGUUCCAAGUAUUUCAGGUGCACCUGACUCCUACCAUCGAGGUGAAGCGUAUGGAGACUCGAGGCGGGAUCAAGCUAUCGCUAGUUUCUUGGAUAUCCUGAGCGAACUUAAAGACGAGUCUUCUCUAGACAACAAUGCCAAUCUUCCUCCCGCCUUUGAGGAUUACGGUCCGACAAUAGAUGAGAAACUGCAAAUUGCAGGAUCAGAAUCAUUCAAUAAAUUGGAGAGGCGAAUAGAAAAUCUUGACAAAGAGUUGCGCAACUUUGCUAAUGCUGCUCGCCAGCUUGGCAGUUCUGUCGGAAUCUUAUCCUCUGGUUUUCGACUACGAGAGCGGCUCGCGAAAUUGCUAUUUCUAUUCCGUGAGAACGCAGCCACUUUGUUUCCUCAGAAAAUAUCGCGUCAACCUCGAGAAGCGCCUAUUGUUCAUCAGUGGACAGAGCAACGACACAUAGAUAAUCAACCGUUGCCCAAGGCUCACCCUGACUCUGAAAGUUUUCCCGACCAAUUUGCUGGUUUCGCAGAAGACGUCGUAAGUUUUCUGAACUGCCUGAACGAGUUCCCGGAGUUUACGGACGAGGCCGUCAAUACGUCAAUACGUGCUUUCGAAUGCGAUCUGAAGUAUUGGGCUUCUUGUCUUGAAGAGUACAAAGGUCAAUUUCGAUAUCCAGCAGUGCAACGCUAUAUCCAUGAUUUGUCAUCAGAGAUUGGGGAGCACAUUGACAACAUCACAGUUAAUCUGUCCAUGUUUAUUGAAAUCGGUGUUCCGACGAUUCGAUUCGCCCAGCAUCAUGCAGCAUCAAACUUGCUAAACUUAUCGACAGUCGCGACAUUCUUUUCAGUUGUGACGGCAACGACCCUACAGUUCUCAUACCGGUUGACGGAUGGCGCACUGGAGACUUCUGUCAAUGCGUUUUGGUUCUCUUCGUUGGUUUUCAGUAUAGCAGCCGCUGUGAACAGUCUUCUUGGUCUCACUUGGAAGCAAGCGAUUUAUCGUUCUCCAGGUCAUAGGGUACCUUGGUGGGUGUUGAUAUGGAUCAAACGAUCGCCUUUAGUGUUUCUCGUGAUGUCUGUGGCAUGCUUUUCCGUGGGCUUGAUGCUAUUCACAUAUGCUACAAAACAGGGAUUCCUCACGUCCACGAUUACCACUGUUUUCACGGCAAGUCCAUGGAUAGCAUUCACCUCCUUCGGCCUGGCUGUCGUUUCGGCGUGGUUUGCCUCGGAGCGUAGGGUAUACGUUCGCUACCAUGGUCAAAUAUGGCUGGAUGAUGCAAUCAAUGGAGCAAUCAAUGGAGCAAUCAACCACAUCCUCCGCUUUUGUCUAGUCAUGGCAAUGCGGGAUAUCAUUCACUGGUGCCUCUCUGCUAUCAGCGGCCUGUUAAGACGAGUAGCUCUCAAGCUCCCAGACAUGAUCACCCGCAUUGGUAAUAGGGAUCAUACACUUCCCACUAUGCAGGAGGGCCCGCCGACGGAUGAUCUUUCUCACCACCGUGACACCUCUACAUCCGCAUGCUCGGCUUUUACUGAGGAUGGCAAGCCAUCUCGCCCAGUCAUUGCCCGUCAGCGCUUCAAAGGAGCUGUGCGUUCUAUCAUUGUAAUGCAACAGCAGAAAGCAGGACGGCCCUUGAUGCCGCAACGGAUUCCAUCCUUUGACUGGAACUCUGCCGUGGGGAUGUCUCCUACCCGGACUUCGUCUGUGGAUUUGGACGCCAUUCGAGGACCGCGAACCAAUUUAAUUCCGAAACUUAAAACCCUGGAACCUGUGCAGGACCUCUCCGUGCACACUGCCCUUGUCCGGCAUUUACAGUUCUCCCCGAGUGGCAAGUAUCUAGCUACGUCAAGUUGGGAUCGAUCUUCUGUCAUCUUUCGUGUUGAGGAUGCUUUUUCCAUUCAUGCCAUUCUGGUACACGUGGGAGGCUUCAUCGGUCAGGUUGCAUGGUCCCAUUCUGGUGCCCUUCUUUUGACGAGAUUUCCCCGCGGAAUCAAGGUUUGGACAGAGGAUGGACUUUGUAAGAAAACGAUUGAACGCCCGCACUCGGUGUCAUCCGUUGUAUGGCUACCUGCGAACGAGAGUGAUUGGUUUCCAGAGUUCUCAAACUGGUCGGUGCAACUAAUCAUGACAUCUGUGCUUCCUGGUUACUCAUGGAUCCAUUAUCAGGACAUCAAAGGAAGGGUUCUUGAUUCUUACCACUUCGGUGGCAUCCAGUUGCACAAUGUGGCUGUGACUCCAGAUGGUCAGCGAUUACUAGGUGUAGGUCCACUGCUCGCGGCACCCAAUGGGAUGCAUCCAAGCCGCACUACUAGAGUUGAGAAGUGUAUAGUAGUUCUCAACAUGGAGACCAGAACAUUUGAAAAGUCAUUCAAAAGUCAAACACCCGUCUUCAACGACGUGCGCGACAUCACGGUGUCCAAAAGGGGUGGAAAUGUGUUAAUUUCAUUCGAGUACAAGACACCUCCGCAAUUAUGGAAGAUGGAGUUAGUUCGGGAUACUAAAGACCGUGAAAACCCCUAUGCCCAAACCGCUAGGCUUCUUCUCCGUCACACGUAUGAGCCAACAGCUCAUGUGGAGUUUGUGGGCCCAAGCUACUUCGGCGGUGUGGAUGAUCAGUUGGUGUUGUGUGCGGGCAAAGCGGGCGAUAUCCAUAUCUGGGAACGCGAUACUGCAAUUUUACUCCACUACAUUAGACCUCAGACGUUCGGCGGAAAUUUAACAUGCGUCGCGUGGAAUCGUUCCACUGACGAACCUUUCAUGUUAGCAACAGGCAGCCAUGAUGGUACAGUGCACAUAUGGAGGACCCCGACGUGGGACUGCUCAUCUGAGGGCAGUUCGUAUCUUGAGCAUGCUGGCAUGUUAGUCACGGACCAGCCUACGUCUUCCCCCACCCUUAGCCCACCAUCUGGGCCUGGAUCCAGUCGAGGGCACCGAUAG